Nematostella vectensis (starlet sea anemone) is the source of this 867-nucleotide messenger RNA. Its product is annotated as TBC1 domain family member 31-like. The record is from RefSeq and is a predicted model, not a curated record. The transcript is spliced from 6 exons. Bases 1 to 852 code for a protein of 283 amino acids. Gene Ontology annotation, cellular component: centrosome. NCBI's taxonomy places the organism in Eukaryota, Metazoa, Cnidaria, Anthozoa, Actiniaria, Edwardsiidae.
AUGACGAGAGCGAAAAAAAAUGUGUUUGCUCUUGGCGAUCAAUUCCAAACUAGUUGCAAUGGAAUAGCAAUUAAUUGGUGUCAGCACUGGUUUGAAUACUUCCCGAACCCUCCCGUGAACGUACUGGGAAUGGUGGAGAACACCCUCUCUCACCACGACAAGACCCUCAUGAACCAUUUCAUCAAGCACAAAGUCACCACACAGCUCUAUGCUUGGCCGCUCCUGCAAUCUCUGCUAUCAGAGGUGCUCACCAAAGAGGAAUGGCUUCGCGUGUGGGACAAUGCGUUCUCCUGCCAUCCCUCCUAUCUCCUGAUGGUGGUGGUGGCUUACAUCAUGGCUUCCCGAAAGGCCCUGCUACAAUGCACUGAGAAGCAGGACUUUGAGUAUUUCUUCCAUAAUCGCAAUGCUGUGGAUGUUGGCAUGGUUGUGCGAGAAGCGUACCGUCUGCAGGAUACAACUCCAGCGGACAUACAUCCUAAGCGCAUGCUCGAUGCCUUUGUUCCUCUGACCAAAGGACAGUACCCCGUGUUCAACAAGUACCCAAAAUUCGUCGUCGAUUAUCAGGUUCAGGAAAGAGAGCGUAUACGACAAGAGGAACUGGAGUACCUGCGACAGAGGCAGCUUGCGCGUGAGCUGAAAGCACAGGGAGACCAGCGCAAGCUGGAGGAGGAGGCAUUCUACCGCCAGCAAGACCUGGUGAUGAGUGCUGAAGAGCAGAGAAGAAAGAUGAUCGCAGAAGAAGAGAGAAAGCUUACUGAUCAGCGUGCCAGGUCUGUUACUGAGCAGCAGAAUACCGUCAAACUUAUCCAACUUGCCGGGCCAAGUCGCUUUGUUUUAAGGUCGAGCCAUUAAGAGACCUUGAGGGCU